Molecule: messenger RNA, 2697 nt
Organism: Blepharisma stoltei
Lineage: Eukaryota; Ciliophora; Heterotrichea; Heterotrichida; Blepharismidae
Source: the annotation of a GenBank genome assembly
AUGGACACUUACAAGAUCCAAGAAGUCGACGAAAGCAGAAUAGGCGACGAUUUUUAUGAAUCAAUCAAAUCCCGCAUCAGAAUUUCUCAAAGGAACAGAAUUGUCAAAGAAAAACUUAAAGAGGAAGAAGAAUCUCAAGACCCAUUAUACUCACCAAGGCUUUCUCUAUAUUCAACAGAGCGUGUUGAUAUGAUGGUCCAAGAGCAGCUUGAGCAGCGCCGAAAACAAUACAAGGGCUUUAAGAUGGGCUCGUCCUUGCUAUAGGAUUUGCCCUAGGAUGGCGCUAUAUGGCGCCAUCCUAGGGCAAGCGAAAAUUGGCUCCACACGGGAACCGUAUUCCACGUGUGGAGCCAUUUUUCCACGUGUGGAAUCCACAUUUUCCCACGUGGAAAAAUGGCUCCACACGUGGAACACAAUUCCCGUGUGGAGCCGUGUCUCCAAUUGCCCGAGGAUGGCGCAAUAUAGCGCCAUCCUCGGGCAAUUUCUAUAUUUCAAAUUGAAAGAAAAAUCUUAAUUGAAUCAGGAUCUUGCUUUAUGUGAUAUUUAAUGAGAGAAAAAACCUUAUGUGAUAUUAUUCCUGACUACGAAAUAAGCUCUUGUAAAGACGUUUUCCAAGGCACAAUUGACAAAAUGCCAGGCUGUUAUGAAGCUCAUUUUGGUCUGGGGCGACUAUAUAUUUAUGAGAGAGAUUAUCCUAAAGCACUAAGCCAUAUAAAAGAAGCUUUAAAAUAUAUGCCCAAAGAUGCACUUUAUAAUACAUGGUAUGCGUUUUUACAAUUAAAAACCUCAAUAAAUAAUAAACCAGAGCUGCAAAAUACUAAAAGAAUGAUGGAAAUUUUGCUGACGCAGUUACCCAAUCAAUUAGAAAUUCUAUGGGGGUUGUUUGAAAUGGCUAUGGAUAGCGGCCUUAAACAUAGCGUGGACAUAGAAUUGCCUCAAUAUUAUGCAAGCCAUAUAAAAGAAAUUGACACUUACUAUGGAUAUUUGGCUUGGAGCAAGUUUUUCUUGAAAAAUAAAGAGACUAAUAAGGCAUUGCUGAUUUUACAAGAGUUAAUUAAGAGCAACCAGGAUAGGCCUGAAGCUUAUGUGAUAUUAUGGGAAUACACUUAUUAUACUACAAAAGAUUAUGAACUUUGUGAAGGAAUUUCUGCUGAGGCAUUUUUAAGGAUUAUUGACUAUGAUUAUCAUCAAUAUUAUAUAUAUUUCUGUUUCCGCUAUGCAAAAAGCUAUUUUCGCAAUAAGAAGCUUAAUAACUGCUUAGGGCUUCUGCUGCAAAAAUAUACUGAGCAUCCUACUUAUACAUCAUUUUUAUACCAUUACGGAAGGCUAAGCUCAAAAUCAGGCGACAAAAGUUAUAUAAAUUCUGCUAUUGACGCUUUGCACGAAUGUUUAAGACUUUGCAAAAAAUCAAGAUUCGGCAAAAUUUAUUAUUGGCUUUCCCUCGCCUAUAUUAACCAAAACAAGCUCUUUGAUGCUUUUUCAACUAUAAAAAAAGCUAUCAAGCAUCUUGGAAAUUCUCCAUCCCAAAAACUCAGUGAAAUGACUACAAAACUCGAAGAACUUAAACCAAAAAUUGACAUGAAAAUUUCAGUAGAAAAAGAAUUAAGCAAAAAUCUGACCCCACAGGAAUUUGAAAGAUGCAAAAAAGCAUGUGCAGAAAUAAAAAAUUUCCAAAAAGAUAUUGGAGAUAUUAUGUAUUCCAAAAUUAUUUACCUUGAAGGAGAUGAAGAUGAAGCAAUUGCGCAGCUUGAAGAAGCAUCAAAUAAUGGGGAAUUCAGCAUAAAAAUUUACUCCCAAAUGUUUAAAUCACUGAAAAUUAAAAGAGAGUAUAGACUAAUGAAAAAGUUAGGAAAAGCUAUGAUUAUUAGAUGUAGCAGUCCUGAUAUACCUGUUUCUGUAUGGAUGGAAGCGCAUAUUUUAUAUGCAGAUAUUUUAGCAAUAAACAACCAAGCUGCAAAAGCUAUAAAUUUACUUAAAUGCUUAGCCAAAGUUUUUCCUCCUUUACCAUUUGCGGAAGUCCCUUAUACAAAGACUCUUAAAAAAGCUAAAACUGUAGACGAUCUUGCCAAUGCGUCAGCAACUGCAAUAGAAACAUCAAGGUCUUAUAAUUAUACAAACUACAGAAAUUCCCAGGCAAAUAUUCUAUCAGGGGAGUAUUUUGAGUCUUUUCUUAAAGAGCAGGUUCAGCCUGGAAUAUCACAAGAAGGAGAAUUGGCUGCAAAAAUAGUAGAAGACGAAGCUGGGGAAGAGAUCAGUCCAUUAGAAAGAAGAUUGUCGACAAAUGAAAAUUGGUUAAAAUCACUAAGCCACAAAAUUGAAGAAAACAGAAGUAGCAGAAAAAUGCCUUUAGAAGUCCCAAAACAGACAAAUUCUGUGUUAUUUUCACUGUGUUCUGAUCCGAAAUUUUUAUAUAAAAUCGGAAAAAUUUCAGUUAUGCACAGACAGAGCAUUGAGGAUGGCUUGUGUGCAAUAGAAGAUUUUCUGACGUUACUAAAAUUUAGCCACAGCAAUAAAAAGAAAGAAAUUUUUAGGCUAAAAGCACUUUUCUGGAAAGGAUUUUUAUUAGAAAUGUCUUUUGAUUUGCCACAAGCUCUCCAAAUAAUGAAAGAAAUUAGAGGUGGACUAGAGAAAUUAGGAGACAAAAGAAAAGUUGAAAAAAUUGUUAAAUUUUUAGAAAAUCACCAGGAAUUAAAUUAA